AUGUCAUUCACAGGAACACUGGACAAAUGCAAGGCUUGUGAUAAGACUGUAUAUUUUGUUGAUUUGUUGUCUGCUGAUGGUACAACUUACCACAAAGCAUGUUUCAAAUGCAGCCACUGCAAAGGAACUCUGGUGAUGAGCAACUACUCCUCCAUGGAUGGAGUCCUCUUCUGCAAAACUCAUUUUGAACAGCUCUUUAAAGAAUCUGGAAAUUUCAGCAAGAACUUUCAAACUUCAAAGCCUGAGAGGGAGAAUUCACUGACAAAGGUACCAAGCAAACUCUCUGCCUUGUUCUCUGGAACCCAAGAUAAAUGUUCUGCUUGCAAAAAAACUCUAUACCCUCUUGAAAAGGUGACAAUGGAGGAAGAAUCAUACCACAAGACAUGCUUCAAGUGUGCUCAUGGAGGUUGUCCCCUCACACAUUCAUCAUAUGCUGCUCUCGAUGGAAUUCUCUAUUGCAAGCACCAUUUUGCUCAGCUCUUCAUGGAGAAAGGGAACUACCAGCAUGUCCUCAAGGCUGCCACUCAUAAAAAAAGUGCAGUGAAGCCUAUUGAACCAGAGGCAGCAGAGUCAGAACCCGAGCCUGAACUCGAACCCGAACACGAACAUGACUAA
Molecule: messenger RNA, 615 nt
Organism: Ilex paraguariensis (yerba mate)
Lineage: Eukaryota; Viridiplantae; Streptophyta; Magnoliopsida; Aquifoliales; Aquifoliaceae
Source: the annotation of a GenBank genome assembly